GAAGGAUAACUCUGAUAGUGGGCUACCCCUACCAGUGGCAGGGAGAGGCUGGAAAGAGCAAAUAAGGUAGGUAGCAGCGCGCUGCUGGAUGGGGCAAAUCUGAGCCGUAGUGCGCCGCGAGGAGUGGAUGGCUGUGGCCGUGGCCGUGGAUAGGGUCCGGAUGAGAAAGGGCCAAGAGAGCAGGGCAGCGGCGACAGCAGCCACCUUAAUGCACGCUGAAUCGUGGGCGAUGGGUGGUGAGGUGAUACCCGUUCGCGGAGGCGGAAACCGUGCUAUGGAGGGGAAUGGCUGCGGAGGGCUGCUGUGGAAUGGUGGUGGUUGUGAGAGGAGACGGUGUGAGCGUGGAGGGGUUUGUUGCAUUGGAGCGGCAAAGCCCAGAGCUUCUUUAGUUUUUUGCCUGACUAGUAAAAAGUCUGACAACGCAUAUCAACUGCAUGCACUGUAUCUCAGCUCAGCUCUCUCUUGCUCGUAUCUCACUGUACACUUCAAGAGGGGCAUUAUGGGUGCAAUAUGCACUCCACAACAGACUCGUCGUCCACUCCACCCCCUCAACAUGGCGCAGAGCCCAGAUAUAAAAAAUAUAUACCAAGUGACACAUUGUCUCACCCAAAGCCCCGAUCCCCACUACAACACCGCAUCAGCUCCCCGAAUUCCGGCUUCCAUGUCGUGGAAACAAAUUUCUCGAGCAGCCAAAAAAAAAAAGCGUUGAGCCGAUGAGGUGAUUCUGCCAUUCUGCGCCUCUGCGCCUCUGCGGCCAAUCACAGCUGUGAAUCCAGUCUUCCUCAACCUCAUCCUUCCCAUUUAUCC
Hyaloscypha bicolor E is the source of this 807-nucleotide messenger RNA. RefSeq lists its product as uncharacterized. The coding region runs from base 128 to 709 and encodes 193 amino acids. The record is from RefSeq and is a predicted model, not a curated record. NCBI's taxonomy places the organism in Eukaryota, Fungi, Ascomycota, Leotiomycetes, Helotiales, Hyaloscyphaceae. The transcript has a single exon.